This is a messenger RNA of Symbiodinium sp. CCMP2592, 7974 nucleotides long. NCBI's taxonomy places the organism in Eukaryota, Dinophyceae, Suessiales, Symbiodiniaceae. The record is from the annotation of a GenBank genome assembly.
AUGGCGCUGGCUCGCCACUGUAUGCUCUUCCAAGCGCAGAGCUUUAAAGGAUCCCGAGAUACGCUGAGCAACGAUACGCUCCGUCUCAUGGGAACCUGUUAUAUCCCCAGUUCGACUGCGGAACAGCGAUGGUUGAGGACCGAUACGAGUAUCAAACACAACGACCUCACCAAGCUGUCGCCCAUUGAGUUGUCAAGGGAGGCGGUCAGCCAGGUUGAAGCUGUGAAGUUCUUCAAGGGAUUUCUGCAGCUCAGAUCGACGCUUUCUUUCAUCCCUGGAGCGUUUCUGGCACUCAAGGCUCUUAACCGAUUUCCCACGCUGGACUCUUUGAAAGAGCAAGCGACUCACCUCGAUAACGAUCGCAAGGAACACGGCUACGAUCUUCCUGCCGUGGAUGCGAAUGGGAUCGGGGAAGCAGCCGCCUUUCGCAACGAAGACGACGAUGAGAAUACCCCGUCGAUGCGCGGGUGGGUCUCGUUCAUGAAAGCGAUGGUUGAGGCCUACCCCGGCCGGUGCGUUAGCAUCGAUGACACGCUCGACUGGGGAGCCAGCACCCCUAUGACCUAUGAGGACGGUGCGGGGCAGACUACCAUCCGCCCGACUGAUGGAUGGGUGUAUGUCCCCGCGAUGAAUUCGGACAUAUACGAUCCUCAGGGAACGUUCCUUCACGGAACGAACCUCCGAUACCUCUGGUCGAUUCUUGCACACGGAGGUCUGUUCGGGGAGGAUUACGUGACGGACGAUCAUGGAAGCUGCCGGCAGCUACGCGUCUGGCACAUACCUCGGCGGAGGAUACUGGUUCCAGGUGAUGAUCUGCGUCUCCCGGACUGUGGUGAACAGCCACGGUCGCACGACGAAGAAGCUGGGAGGAUCCCAGAAACGAUUCGCGUCGGAACUCGAUUUCUCGAGCUGUGCGGGAUCGCGUUCAGGCCCUUCCGCCUUCUGGAUGAUACGUCAUCCAUGGUCAUCGAUUCCUCAGCGAGCCCGAUCGAUCCUCGCAUUCUGAAGCUGUUGGGAGAAAGCGUCGCUCGCGACAGUGUCGAGUUUGCCGACCUCACGAUUCAGGGGGGCAACGCUACUCAACAGGUUGCUUCUAGCGAGACAGAACAAUCUGGGGCGACCGCGGCUGACGAUCAGGCUGCGGCGGGUGGCAGUGAGGCGACGGAGCGAGUCACUGUCAACCCAGCAGUGCUUCGCCGCAAUCACUGGAUGCCUGACUCUCACGAGACCAGUGAGCACGCCACUGUCGGUGGCAGGUAUGCCUUGCUAUCCGAACUUCAGUCCUCCAGCUACCGAUUCGAGCUUGCUCCAUUCUUUCAGCUUCGAGCACCCAUCCUGGGAGAGGAAGGAAGCCAAGGUUUGCCAAAGCCUGCAAGGCUCGAGACAAUUGUCGGAGGACCCUCCAAGGAAUGGGAGGCAUGGUGCAGACACUACCGAAAGGCUUACGGUGUCAUGCUUGGAAACUUCGGCUACACGCCCGCCAAGAGCCUCAAGAGUAUCCCGUACAGCGAAGAAGGAACAACGGAUAUCGUUAGCGCGCCGAUUUGGAGCCCGGCCGAUGCACUUGUGGCCGUAUCGAUCCAUGGAGUCAGAACGGUCACGACCAUGGCCUCCACGAUUGCAUUUGGGGGUGCUCCGCCAACGAUCAAGCCGGCGGUGCCCAGCAAACCGCAGAGAUUCGUUGUCAUGCACGAUGGCCUGCUGUCCUUCAAGUCUGCCAAAUCCUGGCACGAUGGUGAGAUGAACGCCCAUCUGAAAAGCGCACUGACGAACUUUGGGUUUUCUGAUUCCGAGGUGCGCGUGCAGGCGUUUGGUGAGGACAACAAGCUCAAGGAUAUGGUCGACACUCUCGCGAUGAUGCAGAGCGAGACUUCCAUCCCGCCAUCGAAUGUGCACAUCCUCAUCCUUUGGAGAGGAGAAGAUCUGUGGAAGAUAGACCAGGGCUGGAACAAGCUAACUGGUGACAUCGACAUGGCACGAUCUCAAUAUGCCAAAACGACCGCCCGGGAUGCUCUCGAGAAGUAUAACACGAUCUACGGAUCGGUGUCCCUUUGCGGACCGGUGUCACCGAGCAUGGUGUAUCUUCCGACUCUCCCUGGCCCUCUCUUCGAGAAAUACAGAGAGGAGAUGAGAUCGAUCUGGGACGAGAUCAGGAGAUCCAACUUCCUUACCCUGUCGUUUGACGCUAUCCUGGAAGGUCUGCCGUACCUGAAGGGAUAUCACAUCAUGCAUGAGUCCAAAACGAUUGGAGUCCUGUGUACCCGUAUCUGCUCGAUGUUCACUCUUGCGGCUCUCGCACGGUUUCCGUCUUACGGGACCCGCCGGGAGUAUCAGAUCGCUGCCGAUAAAAUGUGGGCACGCACCCCAGUCCCGGAAGAGAAUUCGACGGGCGCGGUGAAGGCCAUUGUGCACUCCACUGUGCAGGACCUCAUCGAUGGUGCAGAUCGCGGCGCCGAUCAUCAAGCCGCAGAGACUGUUGAUAUGACUCGGCUUGGUUUCGAUGAUGACGACGAUGACGAUAUGCCUGACGACGUAGGUCCGACAGCUCCCGGAAAUCCGAUCAAACAGGAACAGGGAACAUUGGCGGAUCUACCGGGUGUUCGUCAUCCGGAUCCGAUUGAGCUGCCAGCUACUCCUGUGCCUGGCGAGGCAAUGCCAGUAUCACCCGGCCUUGCUCCGGCUGCCAUGAACGAUGGAGAAUCUAGCAGCAGUUCCGAUGAGGACGAACAGCAAGGGGAUGGAAUGACUGAGGCAUUCGGGAAAAUGCCCACUCCUCGGGAUGCCGAGCGAACUGUCGCUGCCAAUCGGGACGCUGCACGACCACCUGCCGUGCCCUCGAUCCCUCUCUCCACGAUGAAGAAGCCAAAGCCAAUUGCCGAGAAUCGACAAGUUUAUGCGCACUUCGAAAGCCAAGUCAGUGAAGCUGAAGCUCGCCGCGAGCAAGCUGCGGCAAUGAAAGCGCAUGUCGCUGAAGUGGCAAAGGGCGCCGCCGGUGUUGAGAAUGUCGAACAUCUUCGAUCCAUUGCCGAUGGGCUAGCCAAGGUCUUGGACCCGAACAUGAGCGAUGACAAUGUGUUUCAGGGUGCCUUGUAUCCUCCGGGUGACUAUGCGCUUGACGCUGUCACGAACCGACUGGCUCAAGGCAGACGUCGGGUUGAAUCGAACAGCAAUCUCAUCAGGGAGAUGGCCAGCGACCGAUUCACGCCUGUGCUCGUCAACCGAGACACUGGUGAGACUGUGUCUGCCAUCGAUGCACGAUGGACCCCAGAGUAUGGAAACAGGGGGGAGCUUGAAGCUAAGGUUGGUGCGAUCAUUUCCAACCUGGAUGCAGUGGUUGCAAGCAUGUCAACCCUCCCUGUGUUCCAUCCGCACAUUCCCUCGACGUAUGGUAUGGCUCGAUCGCUUCUCAACACAUACCAGUCGUUGCAGAUUGCCAUCCGACACCGUGGCAUGGGUGCGAUGUCCUUUGAACAGAUGGUGUUCAAACCAGAGGACCUUGAGGUUCCGACUUCCGAUGAUUGGCCGGACCUCAUCGCGCCUACCCCCGGAAAAGUCAUUCAGUCCAUGCGAGUUGCCCUGGUGAAUAACACAGCGGCGAGGUUGACGAGAGAGGACCUCAAGCUGCCGCCGGGCUUCGCCAUGCAACGACGAGUGACCGAAUUCCGCAAGCCGGAAGAAGACCCGGUGCAGAGCCUAAUGGGGCUCACCGAUGAUUUGAGCUAUGGCACUAUUGGCCGAACUGGGGAUGACAGAUUGUCCCAGCUCCAGCGCAGUGUCGCGGUACAGCUGCGAAACACUGCAGGUUUCAUUGCGAACGAGUUCCAGAGGCACGCCCGAUCUAUUGCUGCUUCCUCCUCGCGUCGCAGUGACGCCUCAGGCGCCCUGAGUAGUCAGGGCGAAGGCGCUGCGGACAACGAUCUUCCGUCCACCGAGCAGGCCAGUGCCGCAUCUGUGCGCACGGCAACGCCGUCCCCGCCAAACACGGCUCCUCCUCCUCCGCCUACAGCGGCAGCACCUCCAAGGGCGUCCGAAGAGAGUGCAAAGGAGGAUGACGAUGACACCAAGAUGGAUGAUGACACGGCCGAUCAGUUGCCUGAGCAGAAACCUGAGGAGGACGCUGAUAUGGGUGGCGGAGAGGAGCUGCAUGACGAGGUCCCCGGCAAGGCCCCGCCACCAGCUGCCCGAACCGCUGAGAACCCUCCGGAAACCGGCGUGCGUUCCAGUCCUCCGAAUGUCAUGCCUGCUCAGGGUGCCAUGCUUUCUGGUGCUCGGGGACCGGAAGUCGAUAUUGACCCGGCCAGCACCACAGCCGAUCAGGCGGCAAAUGAUCCGAGAAACUGCCGGAUCGAGGGCCCUGGUAUCAAGGCGACAACGAUCCAUCGCCCUGAUCAGCUGCCCGAAAGGGGUAUUGACUCCAUUGCGCCGAUCGUGCAGUAUGAAAUGACGUCUGUCCCGAUUGCGCUGCCAGAUUUCGUCGUCCCGGGACUCGACAUGGGCAUCGAUGACUCCGUCCAUGGUCGAUUGGUCUCCGCGACCUGUCUCCCACCGACCGACGAACAGCGCAAGUAUUCGAGGCGCCGAUUUGCUAUGCUGUCCUCGAAUCAGACAGUGUACUUGGACGUGGCACUUCACAAGAAACCGCUCAAAGGAGAAUACGAUUCUUUCCUCCGACCGGAAUCUUACGAGGACUGCCGCGAGAUUCAUGAAGCUGUCCGGGCCUACAAUGCCAAAGAGGCGAAAUACCGAUCUAUCGGCGGAACAUCUGUGUCAUGCAGCCGAUUGCUCAUUGACGACGCACAAAACAUCCCUGCUGCCAGGAUUCCGGACGCAGGCAUGAUCAGUUUGGUGCGUAAGCUGCUGUUCCGAGUGCUGACGCAAACAAAGGAGUAUCCGUCCGCGACUGCCGUCGGAGCACAAAAUCGCCCCCAGGAUAAAGAGAGGGGCGUCCCAUUGUAUUCAUUCCUCGACCAGAGUGGCAUCAUCGCUUUCGAUGUCAUUCCGAUGUACAUGGAACGCGAGAGGGAAUACAUGAAGGCCAACGCUGGCGAAUUCAGCGGCCGGACGCUUCUCCAGACUAGCAUUCUGGAUGAUAACGAUAAGCCGAGUGAGCUCACCAUCCAGUGCAUUACGGAGAUUGCUCGGACGGACAACAACCGAAUGUUUGAGUUCUUCUACUCGACGAUCAACGACGAUGGAAGUCCACAGUUUGUUGGCAUCCGAGCAACCUAUGGUUUCGGUCCCGAUAAUUUCAACCGAUUCCGACUGCUGAUCAAGUGUCAGCACGGGCCAUUCACUCAGCUCGCUCAAGACCAUUAUGUCAAUGGCGAGAGGAGACGAAAUGUGGCCCGAUACCAUCCCCAGUAUGGAUGGGGAUGCGCAACGAUUCGCGAGUUCUUCGGAUACAUGAACGAUUGCAAGCUCAAUCCCCCGAAGGGGCAGCUCUUCCUUACAUUGCUCCCGUAUGCCCCUGGGUCUGGGAAGAACAACGAGUGGGAAGAGGUAUACAUGAACGUCCGAAUGAACCCGGGACGUGAGACGCUCUCGAACACCGCGUCAUCACAAAGCAUGCUCCCCGAAGGAAUGGGAUCCAACCGCAUGAUUGUGUUUGCGAUUGAUUUGCACAUGAUUGCGGCGGGUAUCAAUCCGAUCACAUUCCAUCCGAGAGGGUACUAUGCGAUCAAGGACAGUAUCCCUCUCGCAUGUAUGCCGAUCGCAUACUUCAUGGAUACGGGAUCUCUAGUGUUCAACACGGCCUUCAAAUACAUCGGAGGACCGAAGUUUGGCACUGGCCCUAAGAGAGGAGACCACAAACGAGAAACGUGGCCACUCGCUAGCUUCGACUGCCCCAUGUGCGGAGCUUCAUUCCCGGUUGGUCUCCACAUGUGCGGCCGGGAGGCUCGACGAAGGUUUCCCCUUCUCGCAACCAAGCUUUUGUGUGAAGAAAAAAGAAGAGUUGAAUAUUACGGAAGUCAUGCUGAGUGGCUCAACGAUCUGAUCGAGCGAAACGAGCUUACCGAAUUCCAGCUCCACGAGUUUCCUGCGAUCAAGCAGCUGAGGAAUUUCCCGGUGUCUAGGUCUCUCGCUGAGGACCAUAGGCAAACCGCAUUCUUCGGAGUGCCACCGAUCAAAUGCACCGCAGCUGACACAUCGCCGAAGGAAGUGGAACUGUUCAAGAGAAGCGUGCGCGAUACGAUUCAAGGCGCCAUUCGCUUAGACAUUUCCAUUGAGAGGCUUGUUGCCGGUAUCACUGGCAAGGAAGCUCGAUGUGGAGUGGAGGACUUCUUCAACUCACAGUCGAUCGCAUGUGCUGCCACGCUCGUCAAGCACUUUGGAGCGGUCUUCGCCACAUGUCGCGAAAAGCCGUUGUGCUACUAUGCACGUUGGUCGAUUCACUGCCAGCGCGCAUACCGAGUCUGCCUGUCGCGAGGAUAUCUCUCCCCCUUUUACACAGGUGUGACGGUCGAUUACACCAUCGACCCAGAGAUGGCAGAAAAGAUCCGACUUGCACAUCUGCCCUUGCAGAACGCCAAUCUGGCAAUGAGGCGGCACAUUCGACUCUCCACCGAGUUUGGAACGUUGGAUGAAUUCCGUGCCACUAUCACGGAUACGCAAAAGUAUCAGCGUUACAUGCGUGUCGAUAGUGAGAGCCUUUCCGCGCUCCUGGCCAAGGUUACCCUUACCACAUGCUACGGCAUUCCGACAAAAGGUGAGCCUGGCUAUAUCUCUGACGAUGAAGCAGAAGAGAUCGAAGGAGCCGCAGCGGCAAGUGAGAAGCCCAAAGGGAAAGGCAAAGGGGAAGACGAGUCCAACGUCCAAGCCAUCAACUGGCGUGAGUUGGAAUUCAAGGAGUUCGUUCGCGAUCACUCUAUCAAGAUAAAAGAAUGCUUCGACGAUGAUCGUGCGACAGAGAAGACAUUCUUCAAUCUUGUUGAAGGAGUAAAGGAUCAGCUUCCCGAUGCUAAGAGCACUGACCCGCUCCUGAUGAAAAGGGCUGAGGAUGUCUUCGAGGCUCUACCCGAUGAACUGGAUGAUCCUCCGAGAGUGUUCGAUGUUGCGGCUCGACAGGCACGACGGCGAGACCCUACGCCUCAGCGCAGAGUGCAGGUCACCGAACAAAGACAAGCGCCGAUUCCCGAGGCUCAUGCCAUUCCCAUUCCUCCAGAUGAUGAGGAUGAGGAUGAUACUGAGCUCGAUCGAGCGGUACGACCCGAUCCAACAUUACAACGCACCGGACGAGAGCAUCUCGGAGGCGUCGCUCCUGAGACGACUCCGCCACUGCCUCGUAACAUGCCGCCGCCAUCAAAUUUGCCGACUCGAAAAUCACAUCGGCAUACGGGCUACAGCGUCGCUCAUUCUGAUGGAGAGCCGUUAAGAGUGUUGGGGAGGGCAGCAUACUCCGAUCAAAUGCAGUUGCCCUCGGUGCUGCGAAUGAAGACUCGGGUUCCGGAGCCGGAUCUGGAUAAUCCAACGAUUGAGGACAUCAUUCGCAUGUAUCAUUCGCCGAGCACGCUUUCCAUCAUCAGGAAGAAGGCCGCGGGUGUCAUCAUCGCGAUGGGCGCGAAUCCCGAUGACAAUAUCAAUAUGAGAGCAGCUGGCGUUACUGUUCCCUGUGCCGAGAAUACGGGGACGGGGCGAGCAGCAUCGCCCGGAAGUACGCCUGCUGCAACACAGGAGCGGAUUAACCCUCAGUUUCCUGCACCUAGCGUUUGCACUGCGUCAAAUCCGCCAUCGAAGUUGCCGCGCGAUGAAAAGUGGGCUCCCUCGAUUGCGCGACCAGCACCUGCUCAGGUGAUCAAGAGUGCAGAAGCACGGGGACGCACGCAACAGUAUGCUGCUAAAGCAACGGAUGUUGCUCCGCCAGCUCCUUCCGAUACUGUCUCUUCGGAGCCGCGAUCUCGAACGAUGGGCCCAGCCAAAGAGACUACGGCUAAGGGCAAGUUCCAAACCGGAUCCAACGUGACAGGCCUCAUCGAU